Molecule: messenger RNA, 8806 nt
Organism: Dicentrarchus labrax (European seabass)
Lineage: Eukaryota; Metazoa; Chordata; Actinopteri; Moronidae
Product: astrocytic phosphoprotein PEA-15
Exons: 5
Coding region: 536-928 (130 amino acids)
Biological process (GO): MAPK cascade; regulation of apoptotic process
Molecular function (GO): protein binding
Source: RefSeq, a predicted model, not a curated record
AAGGCGUUUCCACGUUUCAGCUGCCGGUGACAGAGCAGCGCACAGCGGAGCGGACGCACAGAGAGCGGAAUCACGGUCAUCUUGAACCCGGCGUUUCUCUUUUAUUAUUUCCAGUGACUCACGGCCGCCUUACCACACUCUCAUGACACAGACACAAAAUCCACCACUAAUCGACUUGAAACCGCAAAAGUGAACCGAACCCACCGAGAGACUAACGGAGUGGACUUUCUUUUUCCUCUUUUUUUUUUUUUUUUUGUCCUGCAGCACGUCUGUCCUCUCCUUCAGGCCGAAACUCAAAUUUCCUACAGAGCUGCUUUUCUGUGAGAUCCAGAGGAGAUUAUCUUCCCCUGCAGACUCCCUCAUCUCUCUCCCUGUCUCUAGCUGACUCAUUUUUUUACUGCGCUCGGGGUUGAAUUUGGUAUGAAUCAUCACAGACUGGCAAGAGCAGUAACAACUAGAGAUGUUCCAAUACCAUUUUUUUCUUUCUGAUACUGAUACCUGAACUUUGCAUAUCAGCCGUCAUCUUGCAAAAACCAUGGCGGAGUACAGCUCUCUGCUCAGCGACCUGUCUGAAAACAUCACCAACGAAGACUUGGAGCAGCUCAAAUCAGCCUGCAAGGAGGACAUCCCCGAGGACCAGAGCAACAACAUCACCUCCUCCAAGGAGUGGUUCAGCUACCUGGAAAAGAACGACAAGCUGGCCCAAGAUAAUCUGAUGUACAUCGAGCACAUCUUCGAGAUUUCGCGGCGACCGGACCUGCUGACGAGGGUGAUUGAGUACCGCACCACCGUGCUCAAGAUCUCUGAGGAUGACGAGAUCGACACCAAGCUCACACGCAUCCCCUCAGCCAAGAAAUACAAAGACAUCAUCCGCCAGCCCUCUGAAGAUGAGAUCAUCAAGUUGGCCCCUCCUCCUAAAAAAGUGUGAGGUCACAACCCCCAGCCCUGAUCUUUGCACCUUGAUUCCUUCACUCCUGGCACUCCAAUCAACCGACCAAGCGUUUAUGACCAACCCCAUCACUCCCCGACCUCACCCCCCUCACACCUACAACACACACCACACACAUACACACACAACCAGCCAUGCCACCCUCCUUGCACUAACACAUGCCGUGACACAGGACCACGCAGGAAGCCACCUACAAAGCAACCAAUCAGAUCGUAGCGAUGCAACCUCUUCCCAAGCUGAGGGGAGAUGGGAAGCUGCGGGAUAAAAAAAAGACAUUAGAAGAAGAAAUCUGGAGACGGACCGACAGUGUAUGUGUGUGAGGAGAGAGGAGCCAAAGUCUACCCUCGAUUAGAUCGCUGAGUGGGUCAGUUCAGAAUGAGUGUAAUCUGUUAACACUGUUCAGUCUGUGAUGCUGUGUUUAUGCAACUGUCUGUGUGUGUGCAUGUCAGUCAAAUUAGUUAAUUAGUUAAAACAUUCACCCAAGAAGAAAAACUAAAAACCCUGCCUUCAAAACAACAACAACAACAACAACAACUAAAUGGUUUUACUUUUCAGAAGUUCUGAAAAUGUCCCAAAGCCAAUAGUUAACUAUAGAGACAAUUAAGCUGUGUACACCUUGUAUGUACAGUGAUACAUAACUAACCUAAUUCAGCAGUGCUUAAUUGUUUUGUUUUUUAAAUUGCCUUGAAUACGCAAAAUAGCCAAAAUGUCAAAACUGACAGACUUAAAAAUACUAUUUGGAGAUUAUAUGACACAUACGGAGUUUACAUGAUCAAAAACUAUUUUAACAUCAAACCUGCAGCUCAACGUGACACUUAAAAAGUAUUUAAACUAAUCUUAAUCUCACACAUAUGACUGGUUCAUUUCUAUGAGGUGUGAUCGUUUUAGUGUGUAGUUGCGUUAAUUGUUCAGCUGUAUUUGUAAUGUGAAAGGGAUAGUUCGACAUCUUGGGAAAGACGCUUGUUCGUAUUUUUGCCGUGACUUAAAUUAGAAGAUCGAUACCACAUUCAUGUCCGUCUUACUGUACGUAUGAAGCCACCAGCUAGUUAGCUUAGCUUAGCAUAAAGACUGGAAACAUAGGGAUACAGCUAGCCUGGGUAGCCUCUUUUUUUGUAGGUGUUAAAUAAAUGAGAUGUAUUGUGUUAGUUAGUGAGCUGAUAGGCAGAUUUAGUUACUUUUGGACAGAGCCAGGCUAGCAAUAUUUACCAAUUCCCAGCUAAGCUUUGUGCUAAGCUAAGCUAACUGGCUCAUUUAACCGCUUCAUAUUUAACAUACAGCACAAAUGUGAGAGUGAUAUUGAUCUUCUCUCACCAACGUCUCUGCAAAAAGGCAAACGAAAGGAUUCCCCAGAUUGUCUCACUAUUUCUUUUAAGCCCGUAUAGUGAAUUGAAAAAAUUAUAGUUAUCAAGUUAUUGUCAAAACUUUAAGUCAAACAAAAUGACAGGACAGUCACUGUUCCUCCGCUAGAGGUUCUGUAUGCAUUCCCUUUACUCUUACGCAGAUAAUUAUAUCAUGUUUUAAGAGCAAAAAAAAAAAAGUCUAAUAUUUUAGAAGAUAUUAAAAGUUGAUUUUCAUAGGAAACGCCAAUAUUUGCCUUUAGCUUAAGAGUCAUAGCAAGUUAUUUAGAGAAAAUAUUUAGAUGGGAAAGUUAUAGCAAUUAUUUCUAUACUAUGGAUGUUCCCGGUCCAUAGGUUCUCUUUUCAUGAAAGGGAUCAGAUUGCAUGAAAGUCUGUUUUAUGAGCUGGUUAGCGAUGUAAAUAAACAAAUAAUAUAUUACAAGAAAAUAUAGCAGAAAUAAUAUAUUGACCCACAGUGUGUUGUCCGUAGAGGACACAGUGGCUCUAGCAGCAAAUCUCCACCGUACAUUCAGUCUCACCAUGUCUGGUUAGGUAACUAAAAUCUUUCACCUUAAUUUUUAUCUAAUUUGAAACUAAUCAGCGUCUCUGUGACAAAUUGAGAUCAAAUACACUCACAGUACAUCUACUUUGGACUACAUUAGAGAAUACAGAAGUAUAUUUUGAAAGAGCAUAUCGGAUAUUAUAUUUACUGUGUGAAAAUGUUGUGUUGCACGACACACAGGGCGAAAAACACUAAACUUUCUUUCACCGCUUUGUUGCCAUUUCAUUUGUUGCACAGGAAAUAACUGACCAGCUUGUGACUUUUCACCGUCUGAGAGAGGACAGAAAACUAAGGCCUCUGGAAAUAAGUGCAAAUGAAAGUGAAAGAAAGCCGAGAAAAUGUCAAAGAAAGUAAGAAAGAAAGAAAAACAUGGCAUGUGAUAAUAAAACAUGUCCUAUAAUAAACUGUACAUAAAAAUAGAUUGUGACAAAGAUCUCUAAUGAACACAACCGCUCAUAACCCACUGACUAUGCCAUUCCUGCCAUGCACCAACAUAAUAGCUAGCAAGACUGUUGAAACUAAACUAUAAUAACUGCUCUUUUGAACACUGUGUCUCUUUUUUCCCCGCAUUGAAGCCUUAGCGGACUUUUGUGUUUACCCCGAAAAAUUUUUCAGAACUGUGAGAGAUUUGUGUGUGAAGCGGAGACAGACGCCGGCACACACGUCAACUUAAUCAGAAAAAAGAAAAAAAUACACAGGGCUCUCACUUUUUAAAGAGAGUGAUGCUACUUUUAUUCUGAAAUUUGCUAAGGACUUCAGUGUUGGUGUGUACAGAAUGUCUGUGGGUCUAUUUCUGCCCCCAUCUUUGUUGUUAUCAAAGCUGUAGGAUCAAACAAAUGAACCAACAUCAUAAAAAUCUAUCAGUUUAUGAUUAGUCGUUUCUCCCCUCCCUCCCUCCCUCCCUCCUCUCCCUCACCACCAAACUCCACUCCAACCCCUGUGCCAACGACCAAGACUUUUAUUUCGAUCACAGUUUCCGUGAUCUGUUUUUUUUGUUGUUGUUUUUCUUUUGUAUUGCUCGCCGUAUAUUGUAGUGUUGGACUGAUUUGUAUCCUAUGCAUUUAUGUCUGUAGGAAAACUCUGCACUGUAACAUAUCCUCCCAACAAAUCACUUAAUCUAAAGAACGGAACUCUUUAGUUGUGACAAGAUCCUGAUAUUCUUGUGUUGAGUGGCACAUAAUAAGGAGGAACUGAACGUUUGUAGUUUCAGGAAAGAAAAUAAAUGAUUGUUAAUCAGUGUUCAUUGUUUCAAACUAGAAAAAAAAAAACUUCUUAGACCAAUUAUACUGUAAAACUCACAUUUUACUAUUUUGCAAAGUAUUCAAACAUUCAAUAGUCCUUGUAUGCCUGCAUUUGUAUGGCAAGGUUAAAUAGUUGAAAACAGUGGACGAUGUUAAUUUGCGUAAUAUUCUAGUUAAUCUAGGCCAGAUCAAGCUUUUUAUAGUAUUGUUAAAGGAGUAUUCCACCCUUAAAUACUUAAACGCUGUAAACCAAAAUUCAAAUUUAGCCACACAACAUGCUUAGUUUAAGAGACACAGCUCUCACUACCACUAUCACUCUUUUCAGCUACAUGUAAAUCUUUUUUGGGAUGUUUUCAAAAGACAUACCAAAAACAGCAUAGUAUAACACUGCGUCAUAAACUAUAUUCCAGUAUACGCACUGAUCUUUUAGAGUUUAUAACAUUGUUAGAGUAUUUCUGGGUGGAUUUUUCCUUCAGCAUCCAGACUAGCCCUCCCUAGGCCUGACCCCAAGUGAAGCGGUAACUGCCCUCCUACAGCUUGAGCCUAGUGAACACAAAGCGGGACCAUUGCAUUUAUCCCAAAGUUGAACUGAGAGCAUUUUGUCAGCCAGAGGGAGGCAGUUGUACUAACUGCUAUGACCUGUGGGUAAUGGUCUUCCCCAGCAUUAAAAUGGGUGUGAUUAUCGGCCAUAAAUGUUAGAUUGCCACUCAACAUUUUCAGUGAAGAGUUUUGGUUAUUCAAACCAAAAGGCAGGUUUUUUUUCUUUCCAGAUCUCAGCAUGUGUUUCCAUUAUUGUACAAAAAUAUCAGCAAGGGAGGAUUUAGGCCAUUGUAUUUUAUUUUAUUAUUUCUUUUCUUCUCUUUUUAUUUAAAGUGCUUUUUGAAUAGCAACUUGUGAAGUUAGAUGUACGUGAACAAGUGACUUUUAUUCUUUUCUUGCUCUCAGAAUUUCAGUAGGCAAUGGACUCAUGUUAACAAUCGUGUGGUAGUUUGUCAGUAGUUUGUCCAUGCAAUAUCCGUAAACAUCAAAAAAGAAAAAAAAUCCAACUGCGUGAUGCUCAAAAUGCUCCUGCAGCAGUUCCUGUUCGCAAUGUAUUCACUGGAGGGGUUAAAGUUUCUGUCAGCAUCAACGUGGCUGUGCCGCACCCUUUCCCAUUUUUUAAAAUGUUUUUCACAUACACGUCCUGUUUCCGACUCCCCAUCAACGUUACCAUGGUAACCGUGGCACAGCCCCUCUAACUUCAUCACCAGGCAGAUUAUGUGUUUGCCGUUGCUUAGCGUUUUCCUUUGUAGCCAAUCGGCACAUAAUAUAUCAACAUAUCAGUCACAAAUGAUGUCAGAUUUGGAUUUCCAUGUACAAGGUACAUAUCAACUUAGAAAAUGCUGCAAAAGUAUAAACCUACUAAAAUAUAUAUGUAUUUAUGGUGAAUACCUGAUCAUAACCAAUACAUGAGUAGGCUAUUUGAUGAAGUAGGAAACGAAGAGGGCAAUAUGUGCGAAGGUAUUUAGCAUGUAAUGCUAACAGUCAAUUAAAAUUAAUUCAAACAAGAGUAUCAUUUUCCCUUAAGGAUAAGACUGUAUUUUGUCUUUUGUUUAGAUUUUUUUUUCUUUUCAUUCAAUUAGGUUGUAAAUAUGUAUUUUGAAUAUAUAUCACUGUGUUUGUUUUGAAAUUGAUUAAUUUAUUUAAUGCCUAUAUAUUGUUGUUUUUACGUAUCCCGAUUUUGUUUUACUAACUGGAAACAAAUCAAGGGGGUGAAAACGUGACGCUUAACGUUCUAACGUUAAGCAGACCAUGCAUCAACACUUUUAUAAUUCAUGUUAUUCUCUUCAUUUAUGUUUUGCUGUUUCGGCUUUGGGUGAUGAUUUUCCGAAAAGAAAAAAAAAAAGUGGUAUUCAUUUCAUUGUAUUUACUGAUAUGUAACAUAUUAUGUUUUACUGUGUCGUAUUUGAUCAGAUGUGUCGUGGUCACUGCUUGUAAAAUGAUUUUAUUCAGAGAGUUUCCAAAUCAUGACAAAAGACAAAAGCAGUCACAAAGUCAGAAUCUGCCAUUUUGUUCGUAUGAGACAUGUUGUCACUUGCACAUUCAACCAAGAGCAGGAAGAUUUAGCGUCUUAAAAUGUUGGGCUAGGUGCAUGUAGAAAGUUCAUGAAAUCUUGACACCUGAUUUGUAGAUUAUAGUCUUAUAAGAACAACUGAAACGGUUUUAGUAUCAUCUCAGUUCAGUUCUUUUAUUAGCAGAUCUUAAGCAGUGUGUUUUUUCAUUCUACUUACAAAAUAAAUAACCAAUUGGGUAUAAAAAGCAGACAACUGACAACCGUCAUCUGAACAAUAAACAGUCAAGUUUUGUAUGGCACCACAAAGUGUUCAAUAUUAAAUAAAUGAAUACAUUAGUAUAAAAUAAAUAGUCAAUGGAAUAAAUUGUGUAAAAUAUUCAAUUGAGCAGUUGUUGUUGAAGAAACUAGCUCAACAACACUGCUACCAAAUUUAGUUAGAGCAGUUCAUAGACAGCGUAACUAACAUUUUAUUUAGGCUGCAAAUGCUUCGUUUCCUGGCAGCUAACUAGCUAGAAGAGCAAAAGACACAGUCUGUGGUCGACGAGCUCGCUAAUAUAGGUAGGUAGCCUGCUGGGGCCAAGUGAUUGGCUGAAAGGGCCUUUUGAAAAAAACAUAUAUAUUCAUGAAAUAGAAAUGAACUUUUUGUUAAUUAAAGUGAAAAUAAGAUGAAUGAAUCAUGAACUUGAACUAAUUUCUUAAAUGGCUUCACAAUUUAUUGCUUCAUUUAUAUAUUUUACACAACGUUUUCCUACUAUUUAUUUCAUAAUUCACUGUUUAAUAUCCAACGCUUGAGGCUCCAUAGUUUUAUUUGCUAUUUUCAUUUAUAAAGUAAGCUGUCAGUGUAUGGUUAAAGGGCGCGUGGAUGAAGUGAUAGAGUGAAGAGGUAACUAUAUGGGUAUCAGUGCUGGGUAGAGUAUAGUGUAAGUAGUGAGGAAUAGGUUUGGGGUUUUUAGCUGUUAAAGAUAAAGAAGUAGAGGUGUGAGCCGAGAGAAAUAUGCAGGUUCGUACUUUGGGAAACAUCUCUGGUGUGUGUGUUGUACAAGAUGACACACCUCUGCAUCUAGUUAGUAUCAUUUUGAAUGUGGCAGGUAUUGCACAAGAAUGCUGUACAAUGGUGAGAUUCAUCAUUAAGGUGCGUUAAUGUCAGGAAUGUUGAAUGUCUGGUUGUGAAGUUGUGCAGCAGGGUUUAUUGUUUCUUUUACAUCUUUUCACAGAUAAGAUCACAUUAAGUUGGGAGUUCCUGAAUAUUGUGCACACCUGUUUUAACAACACCUACUUACUUUUCGCUAGAGCUGCACAACAAAAAAUGUUUUUCUUUUCAUUUUGACGAAUAAAGUUUACAUUUCAUGCACAAAAGAAAAGCAAGCUUUCACAUUGUAGGUAAAAGUGCCAACUCGAUUCAGUUGCAAACUGCUGCGGUGGAUGGACUUGAAAUCAUGACGUGCUUGACAUUUAGAAAUGUCUCAUGAUGUUAGUGAACAAUCUUAUUAUUUCAGAUGGUCACAUAAAGGUGUAUGGCUUGAUCAGAGAUUUUCUGAAGUGUGUGUGUGAGUGUGUGUGUUUCAGUAGUGGACAAUAGAGGAUAUUUUGAAGUGUUGUGUUGUCAACACUAAUCAGAUUUUUGUAACUGGAAUUUUAACAUAAGGCUGAAAAACAUUCCUGUGGUGUGGUUUAGGUUUUAUAGGCAUCUAACAAUUUAGAUCUCAGCACGAAGGAGUUGUAGGUUAGAGGAGGUUUUUGCAGAGGUGUCAGACAGGACUUGAACAGCCUAAUAAUGUGUUAGUAUUAUACAAAAGCUCUACAUAACCUUUUGAAGGUGGACACAUUCGUGAUGUUUGGCUGAGAUUUUUCCCAAAAUGCAUUUUCAGGCUUUUGAAUUAAAAUUCAUUUUCAGCUGCCGACUUGACUUUUGACAGUUUUGUUCCAUUAGUGCAGAUGAGCAGCAUUCAGAACAAGCUUGAAGAACAUCAGCAAACGUCACCAUUUCAAACUAAACCUUUUGAUUUCAGUACUUGAUGAACUUGAUUCUAAGGCACUGAGAGUUGCCCCGUGUGCCACUGCCUUGAGAGUGAGUCAGUGAGAUGUUUUCUCUUGUAUUCUGCUUGUUGUUUUGUGGCGUGCUUCAUCCUAAAAUGGUGUAACAAGUGACAAGUGUGGGUUUUUUUUUAUUUUAUUUCACAGAGUCCAUCAUAUUAGUCAACACUUAUUGCUCUUAAACAAAUGUGAUCAUUUAGACACAAGGCUGUGAAACAAUGUGCACAGGGUUGGAUUUGGUUUGGGACAAUGAGUGAUCAGUUCUGUCCCAGUGACGAAGAAACUGACAUGGUUUUUGAGGGCGUGACACUGUGCUUAACAAUGCAGAGAAGAGUGUCAUUACAUCCAUUUUUACAUUAUUGCAUACAGCUCAUAACGUAACCCUGUUGGAUGCCAUGGGCUCAAUGCUGUUAGAAACUUUUGCUAAGGUUUUCCUCUCAUGGGCCAAGAAGUACUUCAGGAUUUAUUUUGCAAUGACUGCAACAAAAUAUGAUAUGAGGUAUUAUUCAAACAAAUAUAAAGGUGUGGCUUUUUGUCAUGAUUUAAAUGAGACUGAACUGAAAUUAUGCCAUUUUGUCAUUGUGCUAAAAUGAUAUAAAUAUUAUAUAUUAAAAUAUAUUUGCUAACCUA